Molecule: messenger RNA, 1896 nt
Organism: Cordyceps fumosorosea ARSEF 2679
Lineage: Eukaryota; Fungi; Ascomycota; Sordariomycetes; Hypocreales; Cordycipitaceae
Product: plastidic glucose transporter 4
Exons: 9
Coding region: 1-1896 (631 amino acids)
Biological process (GO): transmembrane transport
Cellular component (GO): membrane
Molecular function (GO): myo-inositol:proton symporter activity
Source: RefSeq, a predicted model, not a curated record
AUGGAAAAGAAGACCUCCAUAGACUCGCCGGACGCGCCUCGUGCCGAGCACAUCCCCGAAGAUGAGCUUCGUCAAGGGGAGCUGGGCCAGGAGCUUGGUGGUCGCCGCCAGUCCGUCGCCCACAACAUCAUCGAGAACCCCCUCAGGCGCAAACCAGAGGCCCUCGUCGUCGAGGACGCGGAGCAGUGGGCCACUGCCCAUGGCAUGGAGCAGCACGCCGGCCUCUUCGGCCGCGCCGCGCUCGUCGCCCGCGACCCGGACAACUUUGCGCUCAUGUCGGAGCUGCACCCGGACGAGCGCGAGGCCCUCGCCUACGAGCGCGCGCACAAGUGGCACGGCUCCAAGAUGCUGUGGUACUCCAUCAGCCUGUGCGCCAUCGGCGCCGCCACCCAGGGCUGGGACCAGACCGGCGCCAACGGCGCCAACCUCUCCUUCCCCGAGGAGUUUGGCCUGACGGGCGAAGGACGGGAUGAAUGGAUCGUCGGCCUGAUCAACUCCAUCAUUUUUCUGACUGCCGGUCUCAUUGGCGCGUUUAUCGUCGAUCCCCUCAACCACUACCUCGGACGACGAGGAGAAAUCUUCCUCACGGCGGCGUGCCUGACCGCGACCCCGAUCGGUUCCGCGUUCGCCAAGAGCUGGCAGGGCCUCUUCUGGGCGCGGUUCGUCAUGGGCAUCGGCAUCGGCGCCAAGAACGCCACCGUGCCCAUCUACUCGGCCGAGAUGGCGCCGCAUCGCAUCCGCGGCGCCCUCGUCAUGUUCUGGCAGCUGUGGGUUGUCAUCGGCAUCUUUCUCGGCUUCGCUGCCAACAUCAUUGUCAAGGACGUCGGCAAGAUCGCCUGGCGCCUGCAGUUCGGCUCCGCCUUCAUCCCUUCCUUCAUCCUGCUCCUCGGCAUCUUCUUCUGCCCCGAGUCCCCGCGCUGGCUGAUGAAGCACGGCAAGUUCGCCGCCGGCUUCCGCUCGAUGCAGAAGCUGCGCACGCACGACAUCAUCGCCGCGCGCGACUACUACUACUCGUACGUCAACUACGUGGAGGAGCAAAAGGCCGCGGGCGGCGCGGGCUACUUUGCGCGGCUGAAGGACUGCUUCGCGGUGCCGCGGAUCCGGAGGGCCAACUACGGCGCGUCGACGGUGAUGCUGGCGCAGCAGAUGUGCGGCAUCAACAUCAUUUCGUUCUACAGCUCCAGCAUCUUUAGCAGUGUCGGGUACACGGCGACGGAGGCGCUGUACGCGUCGCUGGGAUAUGGCGCGGUGCAGGUCGUGUCGACGAUCCCGACGCUGUUCCUGAUCGACACCAAGGGCCGGCGCACGCUGACCAUGAUUACAUUCCCGCUCAUGUGCAUCUUUCUGCUCGCCGCUGGUCUGUCGCUGCUUCCGAACGGCGCGUAUCACAUCUCCCCGCAGGGCGACCAGAACCCGGCCAUGGACAUGCGGCCAAAGGGUGCCAGGAUCGGCCCUGUCGUGCUCUUCAUUUACUUGUUCACCAUCUGCUACUCCCUCGGCGAGGGGCCCGUUGCCUUCCAAUACUCGGCAGAGGUCUUCCCUACCAUCCAGCGUGAGCAGGGAAUGGCGUGGGCAGUGUGCAUCAACAAUACAUUCGCCGGAAUUCUGGGCCUGACCUUUCCGCGGAUGAAGACGGUCAUGACAUCCACCGGAGCUUUUGGAUUCUACGCCGGCCUGAACCUGGUGGCGUGGGCCAUGAUCUUCUGCUUCGUGCGCGAGACGAAGCAGCUGACGCUGGAGGAAAUCGAUCAGGUCUUUUCGGUGCCGACAAAGACGUUCCUGCGAUACGAGUUGAAGGAGCAGGUUCCAUGGUUCAUCAAGCGAUACGUCCUGUUCAGAAGGGUGCCGCGGCCGCCUCCCGUCUUUGAGAGGGAGGACAAGACAGACAGCAGCUAG